This is a messenger RNA of Tuber aestivum (summer truffle), 3617 nucleotides long. NCBI's taxonomy places the organism in Eukaryota, Fungi, Ascomycota, Pezizomycetes, Pezizales, Tuberaceae. The record is from the annotation of a GenBank genome assembly.
AUCCCUCCUGGUCAUUCGUUCUGCCAGGGAAGGGAUUGGGAGUGAGGGCACAAGAGGGAGGGAUCUGGAAUUUAUCGGCAGGCAUUAUGGCGGCUUCCUCACCACGUCCCCAGUUAUUGGCCUCGGUGCCUUCGACUGAAUCGUCACCGCCUCCUUCCCCGGUUCCGCUGGACGCUUCUGCUUCGACACGGCAGUCCAGUAGUGCCCAAUUUAAUCCCCAUCAUAGACACCAAUUUCUACCUCUACCUUCUCAUCAACCCCUUGCCGCAUCAACGUCCGAUCAUCCUACUAUACCCACCACCCUCCCCGGCCAGUCAGCUCGGCCACGUCUUCCUGGUCGACAGGAGACCCCACCGUCUCCUCCCAAUUCAGUUCUACUUGAUCAGUCCCCAACCUCUCCAUCUCAGCCUACACCUGCGGAACCUAUUGCAGAGUAUCCCUCCUCGCAUCAGUCAAUCACCGGAACGGGUGCAGAGGGCUCGGGAGUUGCUGGGCAUCAAACGCCACCCCCGUCACUGAAGGACAGGCUCGCCCGGGCCUUCAAGGGCCACAAGCGUGGGGAAUCCGAUGUCAGCAUGUCCACAAACUUCAAUCCUAGAGACGGUGCUUCAACAUCGAAUCACCGUCAUAAUAAUUCCGGCUCGACCGCCGUCACCUCUACCACCGCCACAGCUCAAAAUAUCGGAGAUAACAACCCCAUUCUUCAGACUUAUAAAGCCAAGACUGACCUGGGCUUUUCCCCGACAAAACCCGACUUUUACUCGCGCCAGUGGGCCUCACCGAUUCGUCCCAAUAGCCAGAAUCACUACACUUACGGUCAUGGGGGCACAAAGCGGAGGGUUAUGAAUGGGGGAGAAGUUCGUGUCGAGAUCCUGCCGCACCCGAGUGUCAUCGUGGAGAGAAGUGCUCAUGAGGAGGAGGAGGAGGAGGAGAAACCCAGUUUGUUUGAGGAGUACAAGGAACAGGGGAGCGGUGAUGCUCAGAAGAGUCAUGGCGUCAAUCAUGUGAGAUAUGCUCAGCAUGAAGACGUAUACAAUAUCGAGACACCGAAUCCCCCUCGCCAUGGCGGCCCACGUUCACAGAGCGACCUCGACAAUUACCUUCCACCCUUGAAUCAUAGUCCGGCAACUAUGGGCGACUCUUCUCCACGCAGCCGAACGGCAUCCAGUCUUGAGACGGACCUCUCUGGCGACAGCGAUUCUUCGGGAGAUAGCCGGGAGCGUAGGUUUGUCGAAGAAUCAACCGCUUCUUUUGGGUUUGAAAACUUCCACAUGGGGUCUGAGGGUGAGAAUUACUUUGCCGGGCUGCCGAGUCCCAAUCCCGACAGCGAUUCUGCACGCACGGGUCUCUACGGCUCGAGCGGUAUGGCGAGUAGUGGGGUUUUGGCUUCCGUGAGCCAGGGAGAUCUCGGCACGCAGGCAAGGAGUAAUUCAUCGCUCGGGGCCUAUACCGCGAGUAAGAGUAGUAGUGGUGCUGUGGGUAGACCUGGAUUGAGCAGUUCUCACCUUCUGGCGCUCCAAAGAGGGACCCAAGUACCCAGCUCAGGAAGUAGCCCCAUGGAGGGUGCUCUUGCCAAAGAACUCAAGAGGCUGAGUAAGAUUUCGGCGGGAAGUGGCGUUAGUGGUGUGGCUAUUGUUGUCACUUCGGAUGAAGCUACUUCCGGCUCUAGCGAAGAUUCUAACGAUGACGCCGACGAUCAGAGGUGGACCAGAGAGGAGAAGGGUAAGGGAAGGGCUCCUCGUUCCGUCGAUAGCGGUAAUGGGGGUAUGGCUGAACCCGGUGGAAGCGACGCACGUCUUGGAAAUCGCGGGGAACACUAUCGUUCGGGGAGUGGAAUCAGCAGAGUUAGCGGGUGGUCAUUGGGAGAUCAGAGUGGCGGAACAGGUAGCGGCAGUGACGGAGGAGAUGAUGAUUCAAGGGAACUGCUUGGGGCUGUUGACCGGACAAAGAAGCGGAAGCUGAGGUCUCAGGUGCCGCCUAAGGGAGUGUUGGUGCACGAAGGAGAUGAGAGAUACGACUUGUGAGUUCCCCUUCCUUCGAGAAGUUGUACACGAUGGAUUGGAGGCUGUUCGCUAACUGCCAAAAGCGUCUAUCGUAUGCGCCGUACUCCGGAUGAGACACCCAUCCUGGUUCCACAGUAUACCUUCUCGUCCGAAUCCUCUUUCCCCAAUCGCAACGCACUUACCUUGCCGAUACCCGCCAAGAUCUCGUCCCCUAACCUUCGCGGUGCGGAUCACAUCCCUCUCGCUACACGCUACGGGAGCUCUCCCAUUACUAAGCCGGAAGGAGCUGUUGUCCGAUCCCCCGAUCUGGACGAUUCCUACUAUGGCGGUAUGAUACCGGGCGACCGGGCCGAUGAAUCUCCUGCUCGCUCUGCGAGAUACUCCGGAUCUCACGGGUCCAUCACUCAAUCUAUGAGCGACAAUCAGAUGGGGGAACUGGUACAUCCCGCCCAUAGGCAGGCUUCACGUGCUUCUCAGCGUGGGGGGAAGAAUAGAGGUGUGGUUUCUAUGGGAAGUCUGGAGGGGAUCACGGGGAUUGGUUUGAGGCCGAUGCCCUCCCCGGGGCUUUCUGGAGGCAGAUUUGUCGGUAGUAGCCUGGCUGAUACCAGUGAUAUGGGCCAUCCACUCGAAGAUGCUACCGCUAAGAGCGGCAUCAAUCCGAAGAGAGUCCGCAUGAGCGCUAACCUCGAUGAAAUUGCUCCUGCCCCUGAACAUCGCUUUGAGCGCGAGCCUGAAGUUCAGAAAAAGCGAAAGAGCUACCGUCUUCCCGCUCUUGGCUCACGCCCCAUGAGACCGAAGAGCUUGCGCAGGAGCAUGACUCCGCAUCUUUAUGCUCCUAGGCCACUUGGCGAUUCCUGGAAAGAUCUUGCUGAUAUUGAGAGCUUGCCUGAUAACGAGCAAACUCUCGAAUAUAGAGAGAGGGAAAAGAGGGCUGGGAGACUCCUCCUGGGGUUUUGCAUGCUUUUCCCUCCUUUGCUCUUGGUGGUUGCUUGGGGGGGAUUCGAUGUUACGGUCGAAAGUUGGACUUCUGGUCGGGUUAAAGGUGUCGGGAGGGUGGAGAAGAGAAUUGCGGCGUGGGUCGGUGGUGCCUUUGCAGUCUGUGUGGUCGCUGGUAUUAUUGCUGGUGCGGUGGUGAUUUCGAUUUAGCUUUCACUUUUCCUUUCUCAUCACUGGGCGGUUUCCAUUGGAUUUGGGUGGGUGGUGCAUUUGCCAUUGUUUCAUUCUUAUACAUUCUAGGGAGCUCUUUAGGGCGUCGGUAAUCUUUUUUUCCUUCUUCUUUCUCUUUCCUGGUUCCGGUGAUUUUAUACCCGUGGUGCGAUUGCAUUAUCAUAUCAUAGCUCUUUCUUUUUUCCCGCUCGUACUCGGAGUCAUUUAGAUGGCUACCUUUAUUUUUUAUGCUCCCUUAACCAUGAUAUUAUCGCCCUUCAUUUCUUGUAUUAUUAUUAUACCCCAUAUACCCCCCUCCCUACAAAUUUGCUCCAUGUUAUCGCUGGAGGAAAUUAUAUUAAUAUUGGCACGAUACCUCCCGUGAAUGGCAGACAGGGAAGGGUGGUUCGGGGUCAUGCUUGGUGGCGCAAAGCUUUGGGGUUUAAACUGUAUCAUUAUUCAUAUUCC